UCUCCACUUUCUCUCUCUAAACCUCUCAUUUUUCUCUCUCUACACCUGCACUGCACUGAUGGAGGAGAAAGGAGAGACCUCCUCAACGGAAACCACCACCACCCACCACCACCACCUGACGAUCCCACAGGGCGUGACCCAGGACGAGUUUCACGAGUUGAAACCGCUGAUCGCCGAGUUCCACAACUACCGAGUCAACGAUGGCCAAUGCUCCACCCUACUCGCUCAACGCGUCCACGCGCCGCCCGACACGGUGUGGUCCGUCGUGCGACGCUUCGACAAGCCCCAGGCGUACAAGCAUUUCAUCAAGAGUUGUAGCGUGGGGGAAGAUUUUAGCAUGACCGUGGGGUGCACGAGGGACGUGAACAUCAUAUCGGGGUUACCGGCUGCAACCAGUACCGAGAGGCUGGACAUACUGGACGAUGAACGACACGUCACCGGUUUCACGAUUAUAGGGGGUGAGCACAGGCUGAGGAAUUACCGGUCGGUGACGACGGUGCACGGGUUCGAGCGUGACGGGAGGAUCUGGACCGUCGUUUUGGAAUCGUACGUGGUGGAUGUGCCGGAGGGGAAUACGGAGGAGGACACGCGUCUGUUCUCCGAUACGGUUGUGAGGUUGAAUCUGCAGAAGCUGGCGUCGGUCACCGAGGGGUUGGCACGUGAUGGUGAUGGUAAAUAACAGGUGAUGUGAAUAAUCAAAUUAAAAAGAACUGAUUCGGAAAAACAAAAUUGAAGAUAAAUUUUAUUUUAUUUUUUUUUCCCCCUUCUAAUUGGGGUUUCUUUUUCUUUUUUUCACGUCUGUAAGGUAUUUUAUUUUCUUUUAUUUGGGAGUACCGUUUUAUUUAUUAUUAUUAUUUUUAAUUUGAAAUUACAAAAACAUCCCUUUUCAAAUAGAAUGAUUUGGCGGAUGCCCUCCGGCUUGGAGGUGUAAUGAAAGGUAAGGAGGGCAUUUUAAUCAAUGCAGAUGUACAGAAAUGACAAGGUUAAGGGUUGGUGUAAUUUCAUGUUGUUGAAAAUUUUAUUCCUAAGGAUUAUUUAACUUAUUUAUUCA
This is a messenger RNA of Cornus florida, 1051 nucleotides long. Its product is annotated as abscisic acid receptor PYR1-like. The transcript has a single exon. Lineage: Eukaryota; Viridiplantae; Streptophyta; Magnoliopsida; Cornales; Cornaceae. Bases 59 to 679 code for a protein of 206 amino acids. Gene Ontology annotation, cellular component: nucleus; cytoplasm. Gene Ontology annotation, biological process: abscisic acid-activated signaling pathway. The record is from RefSeq and is a predicted model, not a curated record. Gene Ontology annotation, molecular function: signaling receptor activity; protein phosphatase inhibitor activity; abscisic acid binding.